Molecule: messenger RNA, 4004 nt
Organism: Leopardus geoffroyi (Geoffroy's cat)
Lineage: Eukaryota; Metazoa; Chordata; Mammalia; Carnivora; Felidae
Gene: MCM8
Product: minichromosome maintenance 8 homologous recombination repair factor
Exons: 20
Coding region: 316-2847 (843 amino acids)
Biological process (GO): double-strand break repair via homologous recombination
Cellular component (GO): nucleus; MCM complex
Molecular function (GO): ATP binding; ATP hydrolysis activity; single-stranded DNA binding
Source: RefSeq, a predicted model, not a curated record
AAAAAAGAACGUGGAAGGAGACGGUAGUUUAGCUUCAGUCGCUAAAGAUCCAGUGAGCCCGUGAGGCGUUGGGGAAACAGGUCCCACGCGGGGACGUCGGGAGGGCUGCGACUGAAGAGAAUCGCAGGUCUUGGGUAGGGGUCGCCUGAGGAGCUCGGGCCUCAGUCUUUUCUCGGCCCUGCCUAGAUUCCCCCCCGGAGGAAGGGAGAGCGGGGCGGGGCACAUCUGCUGCUGUCCAGGAACCUGCCCUGCUGAGAACUGGGAGACCUUUGGGACGUCUAUCUUUGCAAGUAAGAACAGCCUGAGGAGAACUAAAUGAAGUGGGGGUGUUUAACGAAGGACAACAGGCCUACAGAAGACAUGAAUGGAGACUAUAGAGGCAGAGGAUUUGGACGAGGGAGGUUUCAAAGCUGGAAAAGAGGACGAGGUGGUGGGAGCUUCACAGGAAAAUGGAGAGAGAGAGAACACAGACCUGACCUGAAUAAAACUACGAGAAAGCAUACUUCUGAACAAACCUCACAGUCUUUGCUACUACAAUCAACAUUGGAUCAGUUCAUACCAUAUAAAGGCUGGAAGCUUUAUUUCUCUGAAGUUUACAGCAGUAGCUCUCCUUUUAUUGAGAAGAUUCAAGCAUUUGAAAAUUUUUUCACAAGGCGUAUUGAUUUAUAUGAUAAGGAUGAAAUAGAAAGAAAGGGAAGUAUUUUGGUGGAUUUUAAAGAACUGACAAAAGACGAUGAAAUGACUAAACUGGUACCAACUAUAGCAAAUGAGUUAAGGGAUACACCUGAGAAAACUUUGGCUUGCAUGGGUCUGGCAAUACAUCAGGUAUUAACUAGGGACCUUGAAAGGCAUGCAGCUGAAUUACAAGCCCAAGAAGGAUUGCCUAGGGAUGGGGAAACAAUGGUAAAUGUGCCACACAUUCAUGCAAGGGUCUAUAACUAUGAGCCCUUGACACAGCUCAAGAAUGUCCGAGCAAAUUACUAUGGAAAAUAUAUCGCUCUGCGAGGGACAGUGGUUCGUGUCAGUAACAUAAAGCCUCUGUGCACUAAGAUGGCUUUUCUUUGUGCUGCAUGUGGAGAAGUUCAGGGUUUUCCUCUUCCAGAUGGAAAAUAUAAUCUUCCCACGAAGUGUCCUGUGCCCAUAUGUCGAGGGAGGUCAUUCACUGCUCUCCGUAGCUCUCCUCUCACGGUUACGAUGGACUGGCAGUCAAUCAAAAUCCAGGAGCUGAUGUCUGACGAUCAGCGAGAAGCUGGUCGGAUUCCACGAACAAUAGAGUGUGAACUUGUUCAUGAUCUUGUGGAUAGCUGUGUCCCAGGAGACACAGUGACUAUUACUGGAGUUGUCAAAGUCUCAAAUGCUGAAGAAGGUUCUCGAAAUAAGAAUGACAAAUGCAUGUUCCUUUUGUACAUUGAAGCCAAUUCUGUUAGCAAUAGCAAAGGACAGAAAACAAAGACUUCUGAGGAUGGGUGUAAGCAUGGAGCACUGAUGGAAUUUUCACUUAAAGACCUUUAUGCCAUCCAAGAGAUUCAAGCUGAAGAAAACCUGUUUAAACUCAUUGUCAACUCACUUUGCCCUGUCAUUUUUGGUCAUGAACUUGUUAAAGCAGGCUUGGCAUUAGCACUCUUUGGAGGAAGCCAAAAAUAUGCAGAUGACAAAAACAGAAUUCCAAUUCGAGGAGAUCCACAUGUCCUUGUUGUUGGAGAUCCAGGCUUGGGAAAGAGUCAGAUGCUACAGGCAGUAUGCAAUGUUGCUCCACGUGGUGUGUAUGUUUGUGGUAAUACCACAACCACCUCUGGUUUGACUGUAACUCUUUCAAAAGAUAGUUGCUCUGGAGAUUUUGCUUUGGAAGCUGGUGCCCUUGUACUUGGUGAUCAAGGUAUUUGUGGGAUAGAUGAAUUUGAUAAGAUGGGGAAUCAACAUCAAGCCUUGUUAGAAGCUAUGGAACAACAGAGUAUUAGUCUUGCUAAGGCUGGCAUGGUUUGUAGCCUCCCUGCAAGAACUUCCAUCGUCGCUGCUGCAAAUCCAGUUGGAGGACACUACAAUAAAGCCAAAACAGUUUCUGAGAAUUUAAAAAUGGGGAGUGCCCUGCUGUCCAGAUUUGAUUUGGUCUUUAUCCUGUUAGACACCCCAAAUGAGGACCAUGAUCACUUACUCUCUGAACAUGUGAUUGCAAUAAGAGCUGGAAAGCAGAGAACUGUUAGUGGAGCCACUGUAACUCGCAUGAAUAGUCAAGAUUCAAAUACUUCUGUACUUGAAGCGGUGUCUGAUAAACCAUUAUCAGAAAGAUUAAAGGUGGUUCCUGGAGAAAAAAUAGAUCUAAUUCCCCACCAGCUGUUGAGAAAGUACAUUGGUUAUGCUCGGCAGUAUGUCUAUCCAAGGCUGUCCACAGAAGCUGCUCAGAUUCUUCAAGAUUUUUACCUUGAGCUCCGGAAACAGAGCCAGCGGUUAAAUAGCUCACCAAUCACUACUAGGCAGCUGGAAUCUCUGAUUCGUCUAACAGAGGCACGAGCAAGGUUGGAAUUAAGAGAAGAAGCAACUAAAGAAGAUGCUGAGGAUAUAGUUGAAGUUAUGAAGUAUAGCAUGCUAGGAACUUACUCUGAUGAAUUUGGAAACCUAGAUUUUGAGCGAUCCCAGCAUGGUUCUGGAAUGAGCAACAGGUCAACAGCAAAAAGAUUUAUUUCUGCUCUCAACAACAUUGCUGAAAGAACUUACAAUAACUUAUUUCAAUUUCAACAACUUCGGCAGAUUGCCAAAGAGCUUAAUAUUCAGCAGGUGGAACGGAUUUUUGACACAUACCCCUCUGAGGUGGAUACACAGACAGUGGGUGAUUAUACCACUUGCGAAUGAGGACACAGAACUUAACCAAAGUAGGCUGUAAUUCUGCACCAUCAGAAUCUACCCAACUAAACAGCAGCUGGACAUGAGAGGUUCUUAAUAAGGGACUAGACACCUUUCUGGCAGUUCUUAGAGAAAGGUCACAUACCUUCACCAAGGCCAAGAAUAAAGGGCAUUUCUGGGUUGCUAAGUUAAUACCUUUAAAAGAAAAGCUAAGGUGAUAUCCCUGUAUUUUUUCCACCUGAUAUAUGAGAUUAGGGGCUGUAGGGAACAAGCACAAGACCAGACCCUUAGGAACAUGGCAAAGGGCUCAUAAUACCACCUGAGCUCUGAACACAGAGCUGUGAGUGCUGCCUAGUGAUUAUUACCUAGGGGUUGGUGAGUGGGCCUUUUGGGCUACAAGAAUCUCUUAAAAUUUUAUACAAAAUCUGUGUUGCAUAUUUUUUAAUAGCUUUCUCCAGAUUCUAUAGGAGGUCUGGAAAAGAUUCCAUGGAAGACACUUUUUUAUCUUUUCAGGGCUGACGUUCAGAUAGUGUGCAAUAGUGUAAGUUCUCUGAGAACAGAAACUUGUGCAGAUGGCCUAGAAUCUAGUACAUGACUGGUAUGCAAUGAUGCUCUAAGUAUUUGUAGGGAGAAAAAGGAAAGAAUACAUUUAGUCUAAUUUGCCUCCUGGGAAAUGGGCUUGGAAUUGACAAGAACAGAAGACCUAGUGUUGCUUUAGCACCAGAAAAUCCAUCCCAAGCUCUGGCGGACAGCUCCACAAGUAGACCUUACUUUGGUAAUACCUAGUUUUACUGGGUAAAAUCUCAGUUUUAAUGAAAAAAAAAACGUGAAAAAAUAUUUCAAAAGGGAUCCAGCCCUGUACUUUGCUCAUAAUACCAGAAAGGACAUAGAAACACAACUGUUUUUAUGCUAUCAGUACUGAGCUUCCCAGCCCUGUACUCUCUUAUCCUAUAUAUCAGCAUGUGCACCAGAGAUAAGGUUAUUAAACAACCUGAUGUAACUGGAAAAAUAUUAAUGCUGAAGUGUAUGGAGACAACGGUUUAUGAAAAUAUGAACGGUAAUAACUUCAAUUCUUAAGGAAUACGAGGUAUGUGCAGGAAAUCAAUAGCUGAAGAAUAUGUACCAUAUACAAAACACUAAAAAAUAAAAUUCUCACACUUGCAUUC